Molecule: messenger RNA, 1401 nt
Organism: Nycticebus coucang (slow loris)
Lineage: Eukaryota; Metazoa; Chordata; Mammalia; Primates; Lorisidae
Product: RNA polymerase II elongation factor ELL2-like
Biological process (GO): transcription elongation by RNA polymerase II; positive regulation of transcription elongation by RNA polymerase II; snRNA transcription by RNA polymerase II
Cellular component (GO): transcription elongation factor complex
Molecular function (GO): cis-regulatory region sequence-specific DNA binding
Source: RefSeq, a predicted model, not a curated record
AUGCUAUCACCUCAAGCUGUCUCAGAUGCAGUACCUGAGAAGAAAAAGUCAACCCCCAUGAACCCUGCCAACACAAUCCGAAAGACACACGGCAGCAGCAGGGUCUCUCAGCAACCAUAUAGGGACAGGGUGAUUCAUUUACUGGUCCUGAAGACCUACAAGAAACCGGAGCUGCUUGCUCGACUCCAAAAAGAUGGUGUCAGUCAAAAAGACAAGAACUCCCUGGGAGCAAUUCUGCAACAGGUAGCCGAUCUAAAUCCCAAGGACCUCUUGUAUACCUUAAAAGAUUACGUUUUUAAAGAGCUUCAGAGGGACUGGCCUGGGUACAAUGAAAUAGAUAGACGAUCAUUGGAGUCAGUGCUCUCUAGAACUAAUCCAUCUCAGAAUGCUGCCAGCACCAGCUGUUCAGAAUCUCCAAUGUGUUCUAGCAGAGACGCAGUAUCUUCUCCUCAGAAACGUCCUUCAGAUUCAGAUUUUACUGAUCCAUUAAUGAAUAAAAAAGCCCAAAUAUCUCACUUGAUGAAUAGGGUACCGCCAACACUAAAUGGUCAUUUGAAUCCCACCAAUGAAAAAUCCACUGCAGGCCUCCCACUGCCCACUACAGCUGCCGCCAUCCCUGCCCCUCCACCGCUGCCUUCGACUCUUCUGCCUGUCUCACAUUCUCUCCAGAUUGUAAAUCCUAACUCCAAUUCCUCUAGCACUCCAGAAGGCUGGGGGAUUCAGGACCUGCCUGUCGACAGUUUUAGUGAGAAUGGUAAUAUCUAUGAAGACCAGCAAGACAAGUAUACCUCUAGGACUUCUCCAGAAACCUUACCCCCAGUUCAGAUCUUACUAAAGUGUCCAAAGCCUAUGGAAGAAAACCAUUUGAUGUCUCACAAAAAAUCUAAAAAGAGGUCUAAAAAACACAAGGAAAAAGACCAAAUCAAAAAGCAGGACAUUGAGACUGUCGAGGAAAAGGUGGACCUUAAGAGAGAAGAGGAAAUUGCCAAGCUGAGUGACUCCAGUCCGAAUUCCAGUGGAGGGGUUAAAGAGGGUUGCAUUGCCCCCACAGAACCGUCAACAAUUCAACUUCCAGAUUAUUUGAUAAAAUAUAUCGCUAUCAUCUCCUAUGAGCAACGCCAGAACUACAAGGAUGACUUCAAUGCUGAGUAUGACAAGUAUAGAGCUCUGCAUGCCAGGAUGGAGACUGUAGCUAGGAGAUUCAUCAAACUCGAUGUGCAGAGAAAGUGCCUCUCUCUGGGUUCAAAAGAGUAUCAGAAUGUUCAUGAAAAAGUCUUACAAGAAUAUAGUCCCAAUUACUACAAAGAAAAAUACAGAUGUCAAUAUCUUCAUAACAAGCUGGCUCACAUCAAUAGACUAAUAGGUGAAUUUGACCAACAGCAAGCAGAGUUGUGGCAUUAG